AAUUUGGCAUGUUCAAAGGGAUCUUCAAAAAGGAGAAAGUCGUGGAACUCUGGAAAUAUGUGGAAUCAAACUACCUUCCAGGAGCUCCACCAAUCUACAGCGAUCCCUUGGGGCUCCUCGUUUACCUUCUGUCUAAGUUGGGGGCACAGCCACAAGUGGCUAAGAUCCUAAAAGUUGCUAUGGAAGUUGGGGAGACAGACAUCAAUCAACUUUUUGAAGAAGUGGAAAUGGCUGUGCAACUUGUCAGAGAGAAGGCCGUGGAAAUUUCUACCUUUGAAAGGCAGACUGAGAAGGAUGAGUUUCUAAUAACAUUGAGAACUGCAUCUGGAGUUCUUGCAUUUUACUGGGAUAAACUAUUGGAAUACACUGAGAGCCAGCCAUUCCAUAACAAGUAUUUAGCUGCUGUAAGGAGGUGGAAGGAGAUGAGUGUGUUGAAAGAUACUGAAAAAUAUCACGUGAUUUAUAGCCCAGAAACGGGACUUAAAGCCUGGACUUGGGCAGAUGAGCGUUUUAGUGAUCUUUUUGACAAUGCUGCCCUAGAAUAUGAUCGAUGGGGUAAUGGGAUUUUUGGAGAUGAGAGAUUCAAUCAAUCCAGCUGGGCCAUUAUGAAGAUGGUGACAGUAUACCCUCUUCCAAUUUAUGAAAGAUUGUCUGAAAAUGGCCUUGGGAUGUCUGAAGUUAAUGAUUUUUUUAUCGACACUGAAAACACUCUCACUGAUUUGUUAGGUGAAGACAUCUUGUUCAAUUUGAAGGCUGUGAUUUAUGAAAUAUGGAAUAUUAUUAGUAAUGAAAUUUUUCAUGUUUCCAUAAACAAGAAAAACCAAAUUACAUCAAAUGUGGAAUAUGAGGACCCACUGCGACAUUUACGCAAAAUUAAAGAGACAUGCUUUGCCAUCUGGGACAGAGUUCUCUCUGAGAUGAACCGACAAAUUAAAAAUGUUGGACACAAAGAAUUAGCAAGCCGCUGGGAUGAAGUGAAGAGAAUUUUCAUUAAAGAGUUAACUGACAGUGGAGAAAUAACUCAAGAGAAGCUUGAUGAAGCACAAAAAAGCCUUAAUAGUGUCACACAAAUGUUCUUCGACAAAUAUGUAAAAAUGAUCGAUGGUCUGGAGGAAAGGAUCAGUGCUUCCACAGAAAUUAUUGGCAAAGUGAUGCUGAUGGCUAUUUUUACCACAGAUUCGGUCCUGGUUAAUCUGGCCUCUCUGAUCUCUAAUUAAUUUCUCAAGUAUGUUUACCAGUGUUCAAUCACUGAAGUUGUAUGAUUGGAACGCUAAUAGUGAUGGCCCUUCCUUACCCUAAAAUCUACAGGAGUUUUAUAGUGCUUUGAGUCAAUUACGUUGAAAUCGGGUCUAGUAGUGUCUGACCUGAAGGCCUCAUCAUUUCAUUGUGAGGACGCAACUGAUGCUCGUUCCUAAAUGUGUCUACAAAAUAUUUUCUGGUUUUUGUAUCCAAAAAUUUACAUUUGCCAAAAAUGUACUCGUCCUCAGGCCAUCUGUAAUGUAGAGGAGUUUUUUUCUUUAUCUGAAACGGAUUUGGAGAAAUUUAGCAUUGCAUGUACAUCACUUGCUCGCCACUAGAUCUUGUGUAAUGGGUGCCGUCAGAAUUAGAGUCCAAAUGACUGACAAAAACGGAAAUCACAAUAAUCCACCAAUCCAGUCCAUCAAUUAAUGUCUUGUGAAGUGAAAAGCUGCAGGUUUCUAAGAAAUAAAGCCAUCAUUAAGGUGUUUUAUUAUUAAAUUGUUGCUUCUGGCCCAAAUAUGAGUCCAUAAUCCAUAAAAAUCUUCCUCCAGUGAAAAAGUCCAUCUGAUGUCCUCUCUCAUCAAAGUCCUCUGACAUAUUUUUUGGGACAUAUAUGUUUCAGACUUGUGACUGGUGCUUGAUCUGUUGAGGCGAGACCACCUUUUCACUGGAGAAAACAAUAAUAAUGAUAGAGGACUCAUUUAAAGUUAACGGCUCUUAAUGAUGGAUGUGUAUAAAACAAACACAUAGCAUUUUGCUUAGCAUAGCAUCCAGAUGACUGGAGUCAUGUUGGUUAUAUAUGUGGAUUAUUGGGAUGUUUUUUAUCAGCUGUUUGGACUCAUUCACUGCAGCGAGUAUUGUAAUGCUAAAUUUCUCUAUUUAUUUGAAGAAACAAACUUGUUUAUUUUUUGGAAUUUCAGCAAAUUUAAAUUUUUGGGGAAAUUAUUCAUUUGAUGCUGUAUUAAAUGGUACACAUUAUAAACUGUCUGUAUUGCUUACCAAAUUUUGUCAAAAAAAAAGUUAAAGAACAUCUGAUCUGCUUUAUAUGAUUUUAUGACCCCUUUUUCUUAAUGAAGAAUAGCGUAAUCAGAAGGAUGUUCUUAUCUACCAAAGCGCCAUGCAAAGAUGAUGGCAGCAGUGAGUUGGAGAAAAUGUGGCUAACAUCUGUUUUUGGGUCUGCCAAGUCUGCAAAAAGGGAAAAAAAGCAACAUGCAUAAAUACUUUACUGCC
This is a messenger RNA of Carassius auratus (goldfish), 2469 nucleotides long. RefSeq lists its product as uncharacterized. The record is from RefSeq and is a predicted model, not a curated record. The transcript is spliced from 14 exons. Lineage: Eukaryota; Metazoa; Chordata; Actinopteri; Cypriniformes; Cyprinidae. Bases 9 to 1217 code for a protein of 402 amino acids.